Messenger RNA from Calliphora vicina (urban bluebottle blowfly), 2096 nucleotides. RefSeq lists its product as uncharacterized. The transcript has a single exon. Lineage: Eukaryota; Metazoa; Arthropoda; Insecta; Diptera; Calliphoridae. The record is from RefSeq and is a predicted model, not a curated record. Bases 29 to 1687 code for a protein of 552 amino acids.
UAACGAUAUUUCAAAUUAAAAAAAAAAAAUGUCAGACUUUCAAACGAAACAAGAUUAUGCCCGUCAGUUACGUUAUGCACGCUCAAAGUUUCGUCGCAUCAACUCUUUGGAUCUAAUACCUGAAAAUCCCAGCCAAGAGGAAUCUGAUGACGAGUAUAUAACUACACCAUCUAUGAGUCGCUCCAACACGGGCAUCAAUAAGGAUUUACUCAAUAAACCAAAUCUGCCCACACAGCCAUUUGGCAAACGUGUACGCGGUAUUUUGCUAUUCUGGCCAAAUCUUUUAGUGAAUCUGAUUGUUUUGAUACUACGUUAUCUUCUGUAUAUACCUCUGUCUAUAGCAGCACCCAGUUUUUGGCUAUCGGCAUUGUUAUGGAUUUUCUGGAAACUUUUAAGAAUACCCGUCGAACUAUGUAAAUGGAUUCUGAGUACAGAUACCGCUACUAAUCAUGAGUUGGGUUCACAGAACGGAGCACACAAGCGCACUGUCCUCAUAAGUUGUGGCAGCACCAUGCAAACCUUACAUUUGGCACGUAAUUUUUAUUCUUCGGGAGCACGUGUAGUUGUUUUCGAAUUUGAUGGAUUAUUUGGGUUAGCUCGUUUUUCGACGGCUGUAGAUAAGUUUUAUGCUGUGCCCAAACCGAAUCCACACCAUGUGGAUAAUUAUGUAUCGGCGCUCUGUCAUAUUGUACGCAUGGAAAAACCCUCUGUCUAUAUACCGGUUUGUGCUACCAGUCCUGCAUAUUACGAUGCCGUAGCUAAGCCUCAUUUGGAAUUAUUGGGUUGUGCUACAUUUAUGACCGGUGUACAGGAGACUUUAAUACUAGAUGAUUGUCUACAAUUCUACCAACGCUGUGCGGCCCAAAAUAUUGAACUACCUCCUUAUGUGGCCUUAUCCUCGGUCCGUGAAUUAUGGGAAUUAUACGAACAGGGCUUCAUACGACAAUUUCGAAACAUUUUGGUGGCCGUAGGCAUGCAAGGCAUUUUGGAACGUUUUAAGUACAUGUUGCCGCGUCAAAGACGUGACUUACGCUUCUCCCAUGAAAUUAGUGAACGUCAACAGUGGUUGGUGGUUAGAGAUGUGCCAGGCGAACAAUAUGUCACUUGCACUACGGUGAAAAAUUCGCAAGUGGUAGCAAAUGUAACUUGCCGCGUAGAACAGGACACAAAAAAUCUUGUACCCGUCACAUCGACUGUGGCUACCACGGCCACUGAUGCCACCUUAAUAGACAACUGGCUCAAAACUUUCUUUGCCAAAGUACGUUUCCAACGUCCUAUCAAUUGUCACAUAAGUUUUCGUUUGAUUAAAUGUUCAACGACCGGACAGUUUCUGCCACUGGGCAUACGUUUGGGCGUUUCUCUGCCCUAUAUUUGCUAUAAUCGUUCACACGCUCAAAUACUUUGUCGCACCAUGAAGUGUGCUCACAUGCGUCCAUUGAGUCUAGUGGGAACUAAUGAAGAAGAAUCGUCUCUGGCAUCUUUAACAGCCCAAUGGUGUUCUCUUGAGGCAACAAGUGCAUCCGCAGCCCUAGAUAAACGAGAAGCGUUAUUUACUUAUUGGGAUCCAUUGCCCUAUUGUGCUUAUUAUCACUUCCAGUUGCCUUUGGAAUCGGUAAAAACAUUCCUACAAAAAAGACACAAAACAAAGGCCAAAUCUCCUCGUCUCACAAUACCACCGGUGCAUUGAAUGAAAACUACUGGCGAACGCUACUACAGUAGCGAAUAAAUAUAUAAAAAGAGAGUCGGCUAGAGUUGAAAAUACCCGAUAAGCAAAGAUGAUCUAAUGAUGGCAAAAAUAUACCUAUAAAAUAUUUUGCUAGAGAGAGAAUACUAUAGACUGAUAUUGUUUUGAUUUUUGUUGUUUAAUAAUUUUUCGAUAUUUGUUUGUUUGUGACUUUCGAAGAUUUAUUUUUAUAAGAAUUAUUAUUUGUAGCAUAAGUUGAAAUUUAUUUUUAAUACAAACAUACAUUAAACUAUGAAUUAAAUUUAAAUAAAUAUUUAAUUUUUACGCAAUAUAAAAAGUACAUUUAUAAUAUGUACAACGAAUAUACAUAAUAUAUACAUAUAUAAUACAUAUUGUAUUUACCCAAUAAAAA